CUGAAGUUGAAUUUUGCAAAUCCACCUUUCAAAUCUACAGCAAGGUUUACUCUGAAUCCCAAUCCUGCAGGAGUUCAAAACCCACACAUGAUGUUUGGCAGCACCUCUGGACUCUACUCACUUGAUGCCAUAGCCCCCGCCUCCCUCAGAUGUAACAACCAGAAAUGUCUCCAGACCCAUGGAGGGCAGAAUUGCCCCUGGUUGAGGACCACGGAUGCAGAGUGCGCUGCAGGUUCCCCCAGCUGCUUACCGUUGGCCUCUCCUGAUCGAGGAGACGCAGAGAGAGAGACUGAGAACACACAGCAUUGAAUCGUCAGGAAAACUGAAGAUCUCCCCUGAGCAACACUGGGAUUUCACUGCAGAGGACUUGAAAGACCUCGGAGAAAUUGGACGAGGAGCUUAUGGUUCUGUCAACAAAAUGGUCCACAAACCAAGUGGGCAAAUAAUGGCAGUUAAAAGAAUUCGGUCAACGGUGGAUGAAAAAGAACAAAAACAACUCCUUAUGGAUUUGGAUGUAGUGAUGCGGAGUAGUGACUGCCCGUACAUUGUUCAGUUUUAUGGUGCACUCUUCAGAGAGGGUGACUGUUGGAUCUGUAUGGAACUCAUGUCUACCUCGUUUGAUAAGUUUUACAAAUAUGUAUAUAGUGUAUUAGAUGAUGUUAUUCCAGAAGAAAUUUUAGGCAAAAUCACUUUAGCAACUGUGAAAGCACUAAACCACUUAAAAGAAAACUUGAAAAUUAUUCACAGAGAUAUCAAACCUUCCAAUAUUCUUCUGGACAGAAGUGGAAAUAUUAAACUCUGUGACUUCGGCAUCAGUGGACAGCUUGUGGACUCCAUUGCCAAGACAAGAGAUGCUGGGUGCAGGCCAUACAUGGCACCCGAGAGAAUAGACCCGAGUGCGUCACGACAAGGAUAUGACGUCCGCUCUGAUGUCUGGAGUUUGGGGAUCACACUGUACGAGUUGGCUACAGGCCGGUUUCCUUAUCCAAAGUGGAAUAGUGUAUUUGAUCAGCUAACACAAGUCGUGAAAGGAGAUCCUCCACAGCUGAGUAACUCUGAGGAAAGGGAAUUCUCCCCAAGUUUCAUCAACUUUGUUAACUUGUGCCUUACGAAGGAUGAAUCCAAAAGGCCAAAGUAUAAGGAACUUCUGAAACACCCUUUUAUCCUGAUGUACGAGGAGCGAGCUGUGGAGGUCGCAUGCUAUGUCUGCAAGAUCCUGGAUCAGAUGCCCGCUACCCCCAGCUCCCCCAUGUAUGUGGACUGAGGCCGCCGCCACGUCAGACUCUAGAGAAAAGGGCUGAGAGGAAGCAAGACGUGAAGAACCUUCAUCCCGCAUCACAGUGUUUUUAUUGCUCGCCCAGACACCACGUGCAGUAAGACUGGUGUUCGUUCCCAUCAUGUCUGUAGACUCCCGUCACCUCGACAUGCAUCCCCGUAACGCUCGGUCGGUCACACAGUGUCAGUGCUGGUUAGAGAGACCGCAUCCUGCUCUUUCGUGAAGAACAUACUCAUGAAAUGUGGAAGUUCGUACGAUCAGUUUGGUGACUGUGAUUAGAUCACAUCUUAAAUUCAUUUCUAGACUCGAAACCUGGAGACGCAGCUACUGGAGUGGUGUUUUGUCAGACUUCCAGAGACUGGAAGCGCACGGUGAUGGACGUGCCGGGGUGAGAAGGGCGUGCACCGCCGCCGAGGCACGCUGCUCCUGGGGCUGGGGGCAGGGGGGGUGGUUUCUUUCUUCACCAAGUGCAAUAGAUUUACUGACGUGAUAUUCUGUUGCUUCACAGCCACUGUCGAUGUUUGGGUAUCGAUGUGCUCAGCCAAAUUUCCUGUUUGAAAUAUCAUGUUAAAUUAGAAUUUAUCUUUACCAAAAACCAUGUUGCGUUCAGAGGGGUGAACAUGACAAUAUUGAGACAGGACAGAAUGUGUUCUUUUCUCCUCCACCAGUCCUUCUGCUCUUUGUCAGGAAGACUCAGGAGUCUGCCACUGUCAGAGAAGGUGCUCAGCCUAAGGAUUUUCAUCCUCAGAAUUCAGUGUGCUGCCAACUUGAUGUUCCACCUGCCACAAACCACCAGGACUGAAAGAAGAAGAAAGUAGGAGGGCAAAGUUUACAGAUGCUUUUAAUUCUGGUCUCUUAUCUGGAACAACUCGUAGCAGCUAUAUAUUUCCCCUUGGUCCCAAGCUGGAUGCUUCAGCCAUCACAACUCACUAACAGGGAGAAGUAGCUAGUAGCAAUGUGCCUUGAUUGAUUAAAGAUGUCUUGUAGGCAGCAAAAGACCAAAUCUCAGUUGUUUGACAUCACUGGUCCAGGUCCUCAGCUUCUUAAUCUCUUUCCCUAUGUGUGUGGUCUGUUGCCGCUCUAUGGUUUUUGCUUAAUCCAUAUUUUGCCUUUUUCCCCCCAUUAUCAAAAACCUUUAUGAUUACCAGGGAUGUUCCUUGCCGAGGAUUUUUUAGCUGCAAAUCUCUCAGAGGCUCUUGUGGUUAAAAGGCUGAGAAGUGUGGGGCGGUGACGUGGGAACAUCCUUUCUAGAGACAUGUUUGACAGGUGAGGAUCUGGAAUGGCUCUAGAAGGCAGGGCUGGCUAAGCGCAUCACCUGCAAGAAUCUCUAGCAAGUCACCAUCAUUUCUUGGAAUUGGAAUUCUACAAAAAAAACAAAACCUGAAAAACCCCAAACCGACCCAGAAUAGCUACAAGAAGCCGUUUCAGUCUGCCAUCUCCUGCUGCCCCUCUCGCUUGCCCCCGAGCCGGGUCUCCUGGGUGCCUCCCGGCCUCCCUGGCACGGAGAGUCCGCGUGGCCGUCAGGCAGGCAGCACCGUGAGUCGUCCGAGCACGCUGGAGCAGGAAACAGCCCUGGUCUGAGGUGCAGGUGGUGCCGUGACAGACCCGACUGCCGGUGGGCGUUGCUGUGUCUCCUCCCAGAGUGACAGUCACAAACACUGCUCAACAACCAAGGGAGAAUGGUGCUGUUUAAAGUUACAUCCCUGUAAAUUUCGGAAUUCACGAGUGGUUUGUCGCUUUGGUCCACUUGCCUGAUUUUCCUUUUUUCUCCCCAACGGCAUCUAAACCCCAGACUUCCCAGUGUUCUGAAAGGAAGCACUGCUGUCUUCCUCUGACCACGCCAAGCCAUCGUCCUCCACUGCUCCCGGGACUCAGGAGGGGCCUGUUUCUCUGCUGUCAGCCCUCCGUCUGGCUCCACGUAGGGUCACUUUGCCAUAUACAAGUGGAGAUAAAAGCAGUUCUGACUGUCCAGGAGCUGAUCUGACCGUUCUGUUGUGUGGAUGACCACAUAAAAAGGCAAUUUUAGUGUAUUAAUCAUAGAUUAUUAUAAACUAUAAACUUAAGGGCAAGGAGUUUAUUACAAUGUAUCUUUAUUAAAACAAAAGGGUGUAUAGUGUUCACAAACUGUGAAGAUAGUGUAAGAACUGUACAUUGUGAGCGCUGGUUGUUUUCCUCUUGUACCAUAGAAAAAUGUAUAAAAGUUAUCAAAAAGCUGAUGUGCAGGGAUAUUGCCUUAUUUGUCUGUAAAAACGGAGCUCAGCAACAUAACUGCUUCUUGGAGCUUUGGAAUAUUUUAUCCUGUAUUCUUGUUUGAAUUCUUCCUCUAUUUAAGAUAUAUACAUGGAAUCGAAGUGUUUAUGUAAUAGUUCUAUCCUUUUGCCUGCAGGUCAGUUGUAAUAAAUCUAGGAUGUGAUGAUGA
Messenger RNA from Camelus dromedarius (Arabian camel), 3695 nucleotides. It is a transcript of the gene MAP2K4, whose product is annotated as mitogen-activated protein kinase kinase 4. Gene Ontology annotation, molecular function: JUN kinase kinase activity; ATP binding. NCBI's taxonomy places the organism in Eukaryota, Metazoa, Chordata, Mammalia, Artiodactyla, Camelidae. The coding region runs from base 215 to 1264 and encodes 349 amino acids. The record is from RefSeq and is a predicted model, not a curated record. Gene Ontology annotation, biological process: MAPK cascade; protein phosphorylation. The transcript is spliced from 11 exons.